Theobroma umbraticum is the source of this 1444-nucleotide messenger RNA. RefSeq names its product putative glutathione S-transferase. The record is from RefSeq and is a predicted model, not a curated record. Lineage: Eukaryota; Viridiplantae; Streptophyta; Magnoliopsida; Malvales; Malvaceae. Gene Ontology annotation, cellular component: cytoplasm. Gene Ontology annotation, biological process: glutathione metabolic process. Gene Ontology annotation, molecular function: glutathione transferase activity.
GCAACCAGCCAAAUAUGCACAGUUGGUCUAAAUGUCAACAAUUUAAAACUAAAAUAAAAUUAAAAAACAAAACAAACUAUUGACUAUGGUAUUGACUGUUGAGGCCAGAACGUAGAGGCCAAGCAACCAUUCAGGCAUAUAAAGGCCUGCCUGGGAAAGAAAAGAGCAUAACAUGACUGCAUAAGCUCCAAGUUCUUUAAAAAUGGAGGAAGUGAAGUUGCUAGGAACAUGGGCUAGUCCAUUUAGUUACAGAGUUUUAUGGGCACUCAAACACAAGGGAGUGAAGUAUGAAUAUGCGGAAGAGGAUGUUUUCAACAAGAGCGAGUUGCUUCUUAGGUCUAAUCCAGUUCACAAGAAAAUUCCAGUGCUGUUUCAUGGUGGAAAACCAAUUGCAGAAUCCAUUGUCAUUCUUGAAUAUAUAGAGGAGAUAUGGCCUGAAAACCCCUUGCUUCCACAAGAUCCUUAUGAAAGGACCCUGUCUCGCUUCUGGAUCAAGUUUGGAGAGGAUACGGCCCCUACAUUCUACAAAUUCUUUCAUACUGUUGGAGAAGAGCAAGUGAAGGCGACAACAGAAGCUAAACAACUGCUAAAAAUUAUAGAAGAGCAUGGGCUUGGAGAGAAGAAGUUUUUUGGGGGUGACAAGAUUGGAUUGACUGAUAUAGCCUAUGGAUGGAUAGCUUGUUGGCUUGAUGUCUUAGCAGAAGCAGCUGGUGUUCAACUUCUGGAACCUGACAGCUUCCCUCGAUUACAGGCAUGGGCUGAAAACUUUAAGGAAGUGCCACUGAUCAAAGAGAACCUCCCUAACCGUGACAAAAUGUUGACUUUUUUCACACUCCGCAGGGAGAAAAUUAUUGCAUCAGCAACCUCUUAGAUCACGUUUGCUAAUGCCGAACAUUCAAUACAAUCGUCUGAAAAAUAAAGCCAUGGGGAAGGGAAAUCAGCUGCUGUUACCCUAAUCAACAUUUCAAGGCUCUCAUUUUGGCUGUCUUAAAACUCUUAUCCAAGAUCAUUUCUUUCCUCUUCAGUGUGCACAUCCCUGGUCAAGCUUGGUUGAGAAUGAUGACACCGAGGUUUCUCUUGGUUGAGAUAGUCAGCAAUUGUUCCUUCUCGUGUUGCUCUGUAUUUCAUCGCCAAAAUCUUGCUCUUGCUCUGCUGUUAGAGUUAAAAUGGUGGAUUUUGAGGCUAAUAAAAGACAAUACCAAUGGAAAAUAUAUACUCACAGAGAAAAGGCAUAAGUAAACAUACAAACAGCUAAAUCCAUGGACUUUUCAACGAGGGACUGGCAAUAUAACUAAGCUUUUCAUUAUGACAUCACACUUAAUAGCACUUUCAAACUCUGAUCUGCUUGCAACAUAGGCAAGUAUAUCACUUCCUAGGCAGUGAAUAUUUCCUUCGGUCUAAAAUCCAGCAUAGUUUCAUAAGGCAUUGAUUAAGAACUAUUGUA